UACCACUCACAUGCAGAGGAACGACAACCACAGAAGAAGAAGCUCCACCUGAAAUGAAUCGAAAGAACGUGCUAGUCUGAUAAAUCACGUACUUUUUAUUCAAAUACGUUUGUUUAAAGUCUAUCGAAGGAUACUGUUUUGGAGUGAUAAUGUCGGGGAUACCUGCAGACACAUGGCAGCCGCCAACAGUGGUUUUGGACACGACGAUGGGACCGAUUGUGGUGGAGCUGUACUGGAGACAUGCGCCAAAAACCUGCAAGAACUUCGCAGAGCUGGCCAGAAGAGGCUACUACAUCAACACGAAGUUUCACCGAACAAUCAAAGACUUCAUGGUGCAGGGAGGAGACCCUACAGGAACAGGUCGUGGUGGUGCCUCCAUAUUUGGUAAACAGUUUGAAGAUGAGCUGCACCCAGAACUGAAAUUCACAGGUGCUGGUAUUUUGGCGAUGGCCAAUUCAGGACCAGACACAAACGGGAGCCAGUUCUUCUUCACCCUCGGCCCCACUCAGUGGUUAGAUGGAAAGCACACUAUUUUUGGAAGAGUAGCCCAGGGAAUGGGAGUGCUGAACCGAAUUGGGAUGGUAGAAACAAACGGUCAAGAUCGGCCAGUCGAUGACAUAAAAAUCAUCAAAAGUAAAUAAACAAAUACAGAUUUUUUUUACACUGAUUUUUUUUUUUUUUAUUCAAUAAAUGUUUGUUAAAUGUUUUGAUGUCAUGUUUUUUUAAUUGUAUGAGGCUAGCCUAGUAUGGAAAUGGUCAAUCCAUGGCGUUGUUUCAUUUGUACCGACUGAAACGUGGAGAAACAGACAAAAGUUCAGAGCUAGUUACAUAUCAAUGUCAAUUUAAAGCAAAAAAAAGCCCCAAAAUUGGUUGAGGUUAAUAAAUAUGAGAAUUUGCUGCUUUUCUUAGUGUUCACAGUAAAAUGAAUAUCUUUUGGGCUUGAUUGGAUUAAAAAAAGUUAUUUUAA
Molecule: messenger RNA, 967 nt
Organism: Anarrhichthys ocellatus (wolf-eel)
Lineage: Eukaryota; Metazoa; Chordata; Actinopteri; Perciformes; Anarhichadidae
Gene: ppil1
Product: peptidylprolyl isomerase (cyclophilin)-like 1
Exons: 4
Coding region: 150-641 (163 amino acids)
Biological process (GO): protein peptidyl-prolyl isomerization
Cellular component (GO): catalytic step 2 spliceosome
Molecular function (GO): peptidyl-prolyl cis-trans isomerase activity
Source: RefSeq, a predicted model, not a curated record